Molecule: messenger RNA, 1208 nt
Organism: Austrofundulus limnaeus
Lineage: Eukaryota; Metazoa; Chordata; Actinopteri; Cyprinodontiformes; Rivulidae
Gene: slc25a26
Product: solute carrier family 25 member 26
Exons: 10
Coding region: 117-929 (270 amino acids)
Biological process (GO): transmembrane transport
Source: RefSeq, a predicted model, not a curated record
AGCCAAUAUGGCAGCGUCCUUGACAGGCAUGUUUUGGUUUCAGUGAGACGACACACACGCAGAACAGUUGCAUAUUUUCAGGCUCAUGACUGUCUUUGAACGUCUGUGAGCGGAACAUGGACACACGAGAGUUCGUCGCGUCUCUGGUGGCUGGUGGCUGUGCGGGGAUGUGUGUGGAUCUGACCCUGUUCCCCUUGGACACCGUAAAGACCAGACUGCAGAGUCAGCAGGGCUUCUACAAGGCUGGGGGCUUCAGGGGCAUCUAUGCUGGGGUCCCGUCUGCUGCUGUCGCAUCCUUCCCCACCGCUGCUGCCUUCUUUGUCACCUACGAGUGCACCAAGUCUCUUCUCUGCGCCGGUGGAGCGCUCGCAGUGCCGCACGUGGCACCGGUCACUCACAUGCUCGCCGCCUCCUUGGGAGAAAUCGUGGCAUGUUCAAUCCGAGUUCCUACAGAAGUGGUCAAACAGAGAACUCAAGCCACUCCAUCGUCUUCCACCUACAACAUGCUGCUGGCUACGCUUAAACAAGAGGGUGUUCGAGGCCUCUACAGAGGAUAUUUCAGUACAGUUCUCAGAGAGAUCCCGUUCUCACUGGUUCAGUUUCCACUUUGGGAAUAUUUAAAGACGCUGUGGUCGCUGAGGCAAGGUCACACGCUCCACUCUUGGCAGUCAGCAGUGUGCGGAGCUUUUGCAGGUGCGGUGGCGGCGUUUGUCACGACUCCUCUCGACGUGGCGAAGACCAGGAUCAUGCUCGCAAAGGCAGGCUCAGCCACGGCGAGCGGCAACAUCCCGCUGGUGCUCUGCGACGUGUGGAGGAGUAAAGGCCUUCCAGGUCUGUUUGCAGGCAGCAUUCCACGGAUGGCCUUCAUCAGCGUAGGCGGAYUCAUCUUCCUGGGAGCCUAUGAGAAGGUCCGACACACUUUGCUCUAACAGGAAGUCCUCUCUGGUGCUUCAGCGCUCUGAUCUGAUGGCUGCAGUGAAGGGAUCUCAGGAAGUGUCACCAGUGUUCCCCGCAGGAAGGGGAGGAUCUGCGUCCUCAUGCCGCCGGGCCCUGAGAGGCUUUCUGAGGAAUGGAGUGGACUACAUUACCCAGAAUGCUGCAUUCCUAUUUAUCAGCACUCUGUGGAUGGAGAGUAAUGACUUCUGUAGCAGCACUUGUUAGAACCAAUGUACUAUAUUUCAUAAGUAAAUGUAUUUUACAAUUAAAAA